GCAAGUAGAAUGGGGAAUUUGUCUGUUACAAAUCUGCGAGAAGCGUGGGUUGGGAAACUCUCUCUAUAUAAACCACAAGCCAUCUUAGGAUUGGUAUGUCUCACAUUCCUUCACCAUAACAUCUCUUGAAGUUUGCUUUGUGGACUCUGGUCUCUAACAAUGGCUUCUUCAAGUCAAUGUUUGGCAUUACUCUUUGUUUUGGGAAUUUGGGCUUCUCAGGCCUCGUCCCGUUCUGUUCCUGAGGUAUCCAUGUCUGACAGGUUUGACCAAUGGUUGUCUAGCUAUGGUCGGGUUUAUCAGGACGUAUCCGAGAGGGCGAAACGUUUCCAGAUAUUCAAGGAAAAUGUGGAGUAUAUCGACUCCCACAACGCUGAUAUCAGCAAAAAAUAUGAAAAUGUUACUGCAGUUCCAUCUACCAUGGAUUGGAGAACUAAAGGAGCUGUUACAAACAUCAAGGACCAAGGCCAAUGUGGAUGUUGCUGGGCAUUCUCAGCUGUGGCAGCCAUGGAAGGGAUUACCAAGCUCAAAACUGGUAAAUUGAUCCCAUUAUCAGAGCAAGAGUUAGUUGAUUGUGAUAUCAAUGGGGAAGACCAAGGCUGCAAUGGUGGUCUCAUGGAUGAUGCUUUUGAUUUUAUCAUUUCAAACAAAGGACUUACAGCUGAAUCCAAUUAUCCCUACCAAGGAGUUGAUGGAAGCUGCAACAAGAAAGAAGCAGCCAACCAUGCUGCUAAGAUCACUGGUUAUGAAGACGUACCUUCAAAUAGUGAGUCAACACUGUUAAAAGCUGUGGCCAAUCAACCAGUUUCAGUUGCCAUUGAUGCUGGCGGCUCUGACUUCCAGCACUACAAAAGUGGUGUCUUCACUGGUGAAUGCUCCACCUUCCUGGACCAUGGGGUUACAGCAGUUGGUUAUGGACAAGCUGAUGAUGGAACCAAGUAUUGGUUGGUGAAAAAUUCAUGGGGCACUAGCUGGGGUGAGGAUGGAUACAUUAGAAUGCAGAGAGAUAUUGAUGCCAAAGAAGGUCUUUGCGGUAUUGCAAUGGAAGCCUCUUACCCAACUGCUUGAAGGGUAAACACAUAUAUAAAAUUAUGCUGCUUUAUGCAGUACAAUGACCCUCCUUUCAAUAUGCCCUUAUCAGCUUAUUCAUAGGAAACAAUAUGAAACAAGGCUACAUAUGUAUAGUUCCAAUAUUAUUGUCCUGUACUUGUUACCUAGGCCUUGAAAUCAGAAUGAAAAAUAUUUCACUCGUUAAUUCUGUUGUUUCGUUCACAUCUUUCUACUAUUAUAAAUGAGCAGCAUUCGCUUAGAAUAAGAAC
Molecule: messenger RNA, 1316 nt
Organism: Durio zibethinus
Lineage: Eukaryota; Viridiplantae; Streptophyta; Magnoliopsida; Malvales; Malvaceae
Product: senescence-specific cysteine protease SAG39-like
Biological process (GO): proteolysis
Molecular function (GO): cysteine-type peptidase activity
Source: RefSeq, a predicted model, not a curated record